Molecule: messenger RNA, 225 nt
Organism: Suillus fuscotomentosus
Lineage: Eukaryota; Fungi; Basidiomycota; Agaricomycetes; Boletales; Suillaceae
Exons: 1
Coding region: 1-225 (74 amino acids)
Source: RefSeq, a predicted model, not a curated record
AUGGAUGGACCUCUACUACUCACUAGGGUGGUGCGAAAGACGGUCAUUUCAUUUGAGACGUUCAAUGCUCAGGGGGACGCCUCUGUUGUUCAAGUUGAUUGCCUAGCGCCAGAGCUUAACCCCCAGCCUCUCAUCGGAAUACUGUGUAAUGACCUUCUUGUUCUCUGCAGGGAUCCUAGCGACGGGAAGGAUCCGAUGUCUGCGGUCGACCUGUGGGCAGUGUAG